AUGUCAUCACCUUUUCAUUAUGCAUCGUUAAAAUAUUCAGAUUUUAUUGUUAAUGAAGUGGGUUUGGAUGGAAAUGUUGUUCAUUUAACUACGUUGGACUCUCCGUUGGAGAUUGCAGUGGAAAAGAAAGUAGAAGUAGCUGAUUUACAGGAAAAAGAUUAUACUAAUGAGAUAGAAUCGUUCAGAGUUCUUGCUGGUGAUUCUGAUGUUGAGAAAUUGAAAAAACUCAUUGAUCAAGUUGUUUCAGGAGUUAUUAACGAUGAUGAAUCUAUUGUUCUUUCUCCGAGCUCUGACAAAUCUCAUCGAACUGCUGUUCAUAACUUCUUCAAGGAGAGAAUGAAAUUCCUUGUUACUGACACAGUGGAUGGGCCUGAUUCUUCAUCGAAGUGUAUUCGUGUGCGAAUGAAUUCAGGAAGUAACAAUGGCAGGGGAAGGAACUCCAGGAAAAGAAAAAAUCGAGAUGAUAAACCAUAUGAUUCUAGAGGCUCUGAUAGUAGUUGGCCAGAAAACCUUGGCAAGUUUCUUAGGUUUCAUCUUUACAAGGAGAACAAGGAUACACAAGAAGCCCUUGGGCUCCUUGCUAAGAUGCUUGGCACUAAGCCCAGGUCCUUUGGUUUUGCUGGCACAAAGGAUAAACGUGCAGUAACCACUCAGAGGGUUACCGUUUUCAAGCAGCGGGCAAGUAAGUUAGCUGCACUUAAUGAGAAAUUGAUUGGUAUUAAAGUUGGAAACUUCUGCCAUGUUAAUGAAGGACUUGUUCUCGGGCAACUCCAAGGAAAUAGAUUUACAAUUACAUUAAGAAGCAUCAGUGCUGAGAAUGAAGAUAUUAUUAGAGCAGCUGCUACUUCUUUAGGGGAGAACGGAUUUAUCAACUAUUUUGGUUUGCAGCGCUUUGGAAGCAGUUCUAUAGCUACACAUCUCAUUGGAGCCGCAUUACUGCGAGGGGAAUGGAAAGGUGCUGUAAGCAUGGUUUUGGAGCCGCGAGAAGGAGAGAAGGAUGCCACAAGACAGAUAAGAGAAUAUUACAAGGAGAGUGGUGACAUUGAGGGUACUUUAAGGCAGUUGCCACGAUAUCUUGUUGCAGAACGUUCUAUUCUGCAAUGCUUCCAAAAGAGUCCUGGGAAUUACUUACAAGCUUUGUUGGCGAUACCUAGGACAUUGAGAAUGAUGUUUGUGCAUAGUUAUCAGAGCUAUUUAUGGAACCAUGCAGCGAGUAUGAGAGUUCAAAACUAUGGGUUCAACCAGGUUGUAUUGGGUGAUUUAGUAUACUGCAAAGAAGAAGAUAAUGACAAAGAAACAUUAACAUCUCCUUUGGAGUGUGAAGAUGACGCUGGCAAUGAUGAUACACACAUUGAUUGCAAUCUUGAGGACAUACCAGUGGCUGAUCUUUCUGAAGUAAAAAAUGCAUCUGUUAAGGUUAUUAGUGAGGAGGAUAUUGCUGCUGAGAAGUAUUCUAUUGAAGAUAUUGUCCUUCCUUUACCAGGGUCAAGGGUGUCUUAUCCAUCAAAUGAAAUUGGAAAAAUCUAUCAUGACUUGGCGAAAAAGGAUGGUAUCAGCUUGACGGAGAGUGCACAUAAUUCAAAGGAAUUCUCAUUAACCAAUAUGACUGGAGCAUAUAGGCGGGUGUUUCAAAAGCCCAAGGAUUUUGAGUGGGAAUUGCUCAAGUACACAGAUCCAAAUCUACCACUGGCAGAGACAGAUAUGGACGUUAUUGCCAAGUCACGUGCAUCCAGGAUUGUCAGAGAUUCGGAUGAAAAGGAAAAUCCUCAUGGUUGCAGACCAGAGGCAGAAAAUUGCAACAAUGAGACCAAUAUAUCAGCAAAUGUAAAAGAUGAUACACAAACUGAGACCUCUGAGUCACAGGAAAGCCAGACGGCCCUCAAGUUGGGGUUUACCCUCCCUGCUUCAUGUUAUGCAACUAUGGCCAUAAGGGAGCUGCUGAAGACAUCAACCUCGGUUGCAUUUCACAGGGCGCUGAACUAAACCAUUCACGUCCGAAGCCAAUUCAUUCCCUUCUUGAUGGAGUCCCUGGCUUAAGAUAUGUUCACUCUACUUGCUUUUAAUUUAUGCUGUAUGAAUCAGGAAUGCCAAAUUUUGAAUUGUUUUACUUUCUGUCAACCUCAUUAUUGGACAUCAAAUUGAUGAACAAAACUCACAACCAACUGAUUCCAUUAUGAUUCUGCCCCCAUCAAAUGAAAUGAAGAAUAUAAUUUGGACAAA
This is a messenger RNA of Salvia hispanica, 2220 nucleotides long. Lineage: Eukaryota; Viridiplantae; Streptophyta; Magnoliopsida; Lamiales; Lamiaceae. The record is from RefSeq and is a predicted model, not a curated record.